Lacerta agilis (Sand lizard) is the source of this 911-nucleotide messenger RNA. RefSeq names its product guanidinoacetate N-methyltransferase (gene GAMT). Gene Ontology annotation, cellular component: cytoplasm; nucleus. Gene Ontology annotation, biological process: creatine biosynthetic process. Gene Ontology annotation, molecular function: guanidinoacetate N-methyltransferase activity. The record is from RefSeq and is a predicted model, not a curated record. The transcript has 6 exons. The coding region runs from base 1 to 714 and encodes 237 amino acids. NCBI's taxonomy places the organism in Eukaryota, Metazoa, Chordata, Lepidosauria, Squamata, Lacertidae.
AUGACUUCCUCUUCCAAAACCACCCAGCCAAUUUUCCUGGAAGGGGAGAACUGCAAGCCGUCCUGGAAAGAGGCUGCAGCGGGGUACGACACGACGGACACCCACUUGGAAAUCAUGGGGAAGCCGGUUAUGGAGCGCUGGGAGACCCCCUAUAUGCAUUCCCUUGCCUCUGUGGCAGCUUCGAAAGGGGGCCGGGUGCUGGAGGUGGGUUUCGGCAUGGCGAUCGCCGCCACCAAAAUCGAGGAGUUCAACAUCGAGGAGCACUGGAUCAUCGAGUGCAACGAGGGCGUUUUCCAGCGGCUGCAGGAAUGGGCAAAAACACAGCCUCACAAGGUCGUCCCCUUGAAGGGGUUGUGGGAGGACGUGGUCCCUACUCUGCCCGAAGAACAUUUCAACGGUAUCCUCUACGACACGUACCCUCUCUCGGCCGAAACCUGGCACACUCACCAGUUCAGCUUCAUCAAGGGCCACGCUUACCGCCUUCUGAAGCCCGGAGGGGUCCUCACCUACUGCAACCUGACCUCCUGGGGAGACCUCCUCAAGAACAAGUAUUCGGACAUCGAGAAGAUGUUUCAGGAAACGCAGGUCGAGCACCUGGUGGAGGCCGGUUUCAAGAAAGAGAACAUCCACACGGCCGUCAUGGACAUCGUCCCUCCGUCCGACUGCAGAUACUACUCCUUCCCCAAAAUGAUCACUCCCGCCCUCAUCAAGUAGAGCUGUCAGCCCGUUCCCCAACCAGCCAGCUCUCCGAGGAAGCAGGAGCAGCCGAGACGGUCCCCCCUUUUGUGGCCAAACUGAUGUCGGGGAGGGAGAUGGCCUCUUGUUUUUGGAGCCUCCGGGCACAUGGACACGAGCCCUUUAGCCCAAAAAAUGGGCAAGCUGUUCUGUCAAUCAAGAGAAUUCCUUUCCAC